This is a messenger RNA of Ostertagia ostertagi, 881 nucleotides long. NCBI's taxonomy places the organism in Eukaryota, Metazoa, Nematoda, Chromadorea, Rhabditida, Trichostrongylidae. The record is from the annotation of a GenBank genome assembly.
AUGCAGGCAGAAGUGAAAGCAUUGGACGAAAUCGUUGUUACCGCAUUAGGUAUAAAAAAGGAGUCGAGAAAACUGGGUUAUGCGGCGUCUACGGUUAAAGUAGAUGAGAUCGUUCAAAACCGUACUACCAACGUCAUGACUUCACUCGAAGGAAAGAUCGCCGGGUUGGAUAUCGCUCCCCCUGCCGCCGGCGCUGGCGCAAGUAACAGGAUCCGGUUGCGUGGACAAUCUGCUUUCAAUGGUCAAACCAAUUCUCCUUUAAUUGUUAUCAAUGGGCUGCCGAUGGACCAGGGCGCACGUAGUGCGGAAGGCGGUGGCAAUGCGACUGACCAGGGCGAUAACCUUUCGCAAAUCAACCAGGACGAUAUCGAGUCCAUGACAAUAUUAAAAGGAGCAACCGCUGCUGCGUUGUACGGUUCAAGAGCCUCAAAUGGGGCAAUCAUCAUUACUACUAAAAGCGGGGCAAAAAACUCAAAGUUUGGUGUUGAAAAAAAGAACCAGGAUCCAUACGCCAUCACAAACGUUGAUCCGGGUCUACUUUUCACCGGUGCAGAGCGAGGAAUGAAUGUGGGCAACUGGGACGGUGAACAAACCAUCGUCCAGCAAUACCUCAAUGCGUAUAACGCGGGAGCCACCGCCGGUUUUAAUUUCAAUGAAGAUGUCGACGGUUAUAACUCUCCACGCUGGGGUGUAUACACGGGGGUCAUUAAGCCGCUGGUGCAGAUCAUGAGCCUGAUAAAAGAUGAUCCUAAUACGAAGAAUUUGUAUAACAUGGUGCGGAUAUGGAAAGCCUAUGCUUUUAUGACGUUGGUUGACACCUAUGGUGAUGUGCCUUAUACAGAAGCGGGAAAAGGAUUCCUGGAAACCAUCAACUACCCGAA